AUGGAUGACAAUAUAGAAGAAGCAAAAAUUGUAGAAAAGAAUUGCUUAUAUUGUGGUAUAUUAGCUUUUUUUGAAGAACAACUUAUUGAAAUUUUCUACAUUAAUAAUGUUAAAUAUUUUUUUUACGUAUGUGAUAAUUGUAUAAAAUCUGGUAUAGAAAAUAUGGAUAACACAAGUGAUGUAAAAGAGAAAGAACAAAUAAGUUUUCAAUAUGUAGUAGAAAACAAAUCACAACCAAUUAAUCGUCUUGCAACAAAUUUUACUCAUUAUACUAGUGAUAAUGUUAAGAUUCAACAUAUAUGUCAUGGUUCACGUGCUUAUAAAAAAUUAAGAUCUACUUUUGUUGAUAGACUUUUAAGUAUAAAAUUAUCAAUUCAGGAAAUGAAACUAUUAAAAUUGGCACUAGAAAAUGAGCAAAACGAAAAUCUUUUUGACAAAUAUAUAAUCACGAAAACUCAGGCACGUAAAGAAUUAAAAGAAUCUGGUGUUAAAAAAAUAAUUCAAGUUCAAGAAUGUACAAAAACUGUUUUUAAAGCUAUGUUAAAACAAAUAUCAUCACACACAAAAAAAAUUAAAAAAAUGUCAGGAGAAUAUCGUUUAGACAUAAAAAAAUUAGGUUCUGAAACAUAUAGAAGAGUAUUUAAUUUUACUAGUGAAUGUAACAUUUGUAAGUUCAAUUGCACUACACCAAAAAAAAUGAUAGAACAUGUCCUCUCCAUUCAUUUAUCUAUUAAAAAUUGUGCUUUAUUAAAAUGUGUUACCUGCAUUAAGCAUUUCUCAUUUUCAAAAUCUUUUUUGGAUUUUUAUACGAUUAAUCGACAUUAUGCAAAUUGUAAUUAUCAUGGUGGUGAGAGGUUUAAAAACAAUUUAAUACAAUCAACAUCAGAUGAACGUGAAAUUUUUAUCUAUAUUGAUAAAAGCUAUGGUUUUAAUAUUUUGGUUGAUUAUGAAAAGACAUUUGAUUUAUGUUUUAGUAUUCCUGAUUUUAUCCCCAUAAAACCUUAA
Molecule: messenger RNA, 1005 nt
Organism: Strongyloides ratti
Lineage: Eukaryota; Metazoa; Nematoda; Chromadorea; Rhabditida; Strongyloididae
Exons: 1
Coding region: 1-1005 (334 amino acids)
Source: RefSeq, a predicted model, not a curated record